UACCAUUCCACUCAUUAACACGUGCCUGUCCUCCAAUUAAGGUGCCAUCAACCUGUGGUGUUAAUUAUUUUUCUGCCAUUGCAUGUUUUUGAUGACUUUAUUAGGGAGUAGUCUUAAUGCCCAUCAAAACAGCACUUGUUUGGUGUAGUCUAACCAGAGCCCUGCAACUGUUCCAGAAUCAUUACGUUGAUCAUUAUGCAGGUGCUUUCUUGACCAGGCUAGGGAGAGCUAAACUAUGCUGUCAGUACAAUGGGAUGAUUCCCUUAUGAUCACCAACAAGCCAUUAAAAAAAACGACCAAUGACACUAACGGGGCUCCCGAGUGGCGCAGUGGUCUAAGUAAGGCACUGCAUCUCAGUGGUAGAGGCGUCACUACCGACAGCAUGGUUCCAUUACAGGCUGUAUCACAAUCGGCCCUGAUUGGAAGUCUCAUAAGGCAGAGCACAAUUGAUUCUGCGUCGCCCGGGUUUGGGUUUGGCCGGGGAGGCCAUCAUUUGUUCUGUGAAAUGGAAUUCCUGGAGAGAACGCAGGGUGACUCUAUAGAGUUCUACUGUAUCUCUGAGUUCAGUGCCUCCAAGCCCAUUGGGUUCUACCUGAAACGAAAGUGGCUGCAGCCCAACAGAGAGGUCCUGUUCAUAUAUACUGAACAAAACCCUGUGUUUCACCCUGACGUCAAAGAGCGCAUCCAUGUCAUGGGAGACCCGAGUACUCACCGGGUCAACGUGACCCUCAGCCAGCUGAAGGGAACAGACACAGACCUCUACUACUGUGAGUUUGUCUUCCCCGAUUCCUCCAGCUUAGAUCAAAAGAUUCCAAGCAAGAUGGAGUUCUUUCUGUACGUUGUCGAUGCUGAAGAUGCCCCAGACAGCAAGAUGGAUGUAGGCCUAAUAGAGACGUGCGCCGGGGGGUCAGCUGUUCUCCCCUGCCUCGCCCCCUACGGUUCCCCCUCGGCCAUGGAAGGGGUAUGCCUGAAGAGGCGGUGGGGCCGGGCUCCAGUGGAGGUGCUGUUCCACUCAAAGCGCCCCUUUUCCUCCGCCUCGUUCCCCCCAGAAGAAAGGCUUCACCUGGGCACGGGGCUGGGCGGCCUGGCCUACAACCUCACCCUGCUAAAGAUGCAGCCGGAAGAGAGCGCCUUUUACAGCUGUGAGCUGCUGCUCCCCGGCAGGCCCGACAACAGUGCCAGGCUAGGGAGACACGUAUACUUUGUAUCUGUGCAAGAUGUUAGGUGUAGCUGUGCGGGUUACGCUCCACUGCUCUAUGCCCUUUCUGCUACUGUGGGACUGCUACUCAUCUUCGUUAUGGCCCUGGGAGUGGCUCAUUAUGGUAAGACCCGAGGCGACCGUGUCAAACCGCAGCCCCACCAGGUCUCCAUCUACGAGGAGAUGGUUGGGGUGCGGCCCCCCAACCGGAAUGGAAAAGUGUCCCCCUCUAACCACCCGAGGUCCCCCUUUCACCUGGAGGAAAAGGAUGCUUCCGCCUAUGCCACCCCCCCCCUGAGGUCUCGACAGGAAAACCACUAUGAGAGGCCUGAAGGGGUACCGCUAGUAUCUGAAACUGUUGGGGAGAUGUGAGGAACGAGGUUGGCCCAAUCUCACCAACACUGUGUUUAACUAUUCAUUUAGAAACUGGAGUCUGAACUAUAACUACAACUUACUCACACAACUUUCAAUUUGGACAACCAACAUCCACCUAACUUAGUUUGUUGUACUGUAAAUGCUGUUGUGGAGUUUUAAUCAAGGAUUUUUUGAAUUUUAUGUAAAUGCUGGCAGCUGAAUGUUGUAGCUUUUGCUUUUUUAAAGGAAUGGUAUUCCAUUUUUUUUUUUAAAUAAAGAAAUACUUGUCUUGA
Molecule: messenger RNA, 1845 nt
Organism: Oncorhynchus keta (chum salmon)
Lineage: Eukaryota; Metazoa; Chordata; Actinopteri; Salmoniformes; Salmonidae
Exons: 5
Coding region: 236-1570 (444 amino acids)
Biological process (GO): adaptive immune response
Cellular component (GO): membrane
Molecular function (GO): signaling receptor activity
Source: RefSeq, a predicted model, not a curated record